AUGAGUCCCUCUGCUCUUCACCCAAAUCACCAGAAGCUCAUCGACCGAGCUCGAGAGUUCAUUGCCGAGAUUGAAAACCAAACUCCUGGUGACGAGCUCGAAGCUAGACUAAACAGCGAGUUUGGACCUGGAACCCCCUACUACGAGGACUUUAGCAGCUUAAUCCGACAAGGCUUGGCUAACAAUGAGGGCUGGGUCUCAAAAGAAGCAAUCGAUGGCGCUGAUUUCCGACUUUGCGAUAUUUCACUCCCCUCUGAAGACUCCAAGUUCUUCAGCAUCCUAACAGUUUACCUGGAGAACAACGGGUACGAGCACAUUGCGCAUGUUCACCCGUACGGUGAACUCAACUGCGUCAUUCCGCUCGAUCCUUCUGCAGAGAUGAGGUCGAGUCAGGGCUGGCAGGGCGCGGGAUGGACGUCACCGGAGCCUGGAUCUCAUCAUGCUCCCUCGGCGCGCGGAGGCGGCCUGAUUGCUCUUACCUUCCUACCUGCGGGGCGCCUAGUUUUUAAGGAGCUCGAUGCUUGA
Molecule: messenger RNA, 525 nt
Organism: Trichoderma atroviride IMI 206040
Lineage: Eukaryota; Fungi; Ascomycota; Sordariomycetes; Hypocreales; Hypocreaceae
Source: RefSeq, a predicted model, not a curated record